This is a messenger RNA of Microdochium trichocladiopsis, 1537 nucleotides long. RefSeq lists its product as uncharacterized. The record is from RefSeq and is a predicted model, not a curated record. Bases 55 to 1380 code for a protein of 441 amino acids. NCBI's taxonomy places the organism in Eukaryota, Fungi, Ascomycota, Sordariomycetes, Xylariales, Microdochiaceae. The transcript has a single exon.
UCCUCCUAGACUCACACACCUCUCUUCACAAAAGCGCCGCCAACAAAAGAGAAAAUGCACUAUCUUCAACAACACACUACAAAGGCGGCAGCCUGGGCAGCCUCUGCUCUGGUCGCCCCCAGCGCGGCAGGCAAGCUGCUCAAGCGCGCCACAGGCUCCAUGGCCGAGGACGUGGUCAAUUCCAUCUACAUGCCCGGCCCGGCCGGUCCUUCCUACUCACCAAUCAGUCUCGGGGCUGGAGUGAUGAGCAUGGUGACAGCCAAAUACGAGGGAGGUCUCGAGUUGUUCCCGGGAUGCGAUCUGACUGAAGCCCGGGCAUGGAAGGCUGGGAAGGUAUUCGGUUUUCGUGCGGGACACGACAAUGGUGGUGGUGGUGAUGAUGGUGAUGAUGAUGGCCAGGAAAGUCCGGCCAGCAAACGCUCAUGGAUGGGCAGCCUGUUCCGCGGCACCCACAACCAGACGCGGGUGGUGCAGCUGGCCGACAAGGACGGCAAGAAGCGAGAAGUCAUCAUGCUGGGCCGCCACGACGACGACACGACUGACGACCACCUGGGCAACAAAAGCGACACCCACGGCGGCCAUGGAAACGGGACUGCCCCUGUACCCGGCAGCGCCACCUCUUGCACGGGUGAAUCCGAAUCCGAGGUCCUCUGGGAAUACAACGACGAGCCAGAAGUCCUCUUCGACUACGACGACUACGUGGCCGGGCACCACGACGACGACGACGACAACAUGUCCUCGUCUUCAUCGUCAGGCCCACGCGCUCCCUCUCCGCCAACGCCCCGUCCCGACGCUCCUUCACCGGACUUCUCUUCACUUGCAGACGACAUCGACAGAGAGUUCUUCUGUGUCACGGACGGCAAUGACGACGACGACGACGAAGAGCAGCCGAUGGUCGAGACGGACAAAGACGACGGCGGCUGGGUGGUGAUCCAAGACGCUGCUCCCAAGCCCGACCGCUCCGGCGUCGUUACCGUUGCUGGCGCUUCUCCCUCUUCCCCAUUGCGAUCUCCAGCUGCGACAGAAGAGGAAGCGACAGCGGGUCCUCGAGCAACAUCCAUUACCACCAGCUCCGAGGAGACGAUGCAGCCCCUCCAACGACCACACACACCUACAACGACAACACUAGCAACAACAACACUACCAUCACCACCGCCUAGCCUCGGCCCUCCUCCCCAUCCACGCAGAUCUGCCGCCCAAGCCGCUGUCGACGCCUACGACGACCUGCAGUUCGCCUACGAGCUGCAGCCCCUGCGCUACCCGAGGCUCGGCGAGGACGACCGCAACGGCGAGCUGCAGCGCCGCGCCCCCGUCGAGAGGGUCGGGAUGGUCAUGGACGCGCACAAGGGGAUCGUGGGGUGGUUCCUCAAGGUUGCUUGAUUUUGUGUGCAGGGAAGAAAGAAAAUGGCCCACCUGGGCAAGGACGGAAAGAGGUGGAAAUCUGGAUUGGUCCGUUUCUGCUGGGAAGCCUGGGUAUCUUUGAUGAUGAUAGGCAAUUUUUGGUCUUAGCACAAGUUGGAUUCUGACGACUCUUGUA